CUAGUUAGUGUAAUUGAGGCCGGAUGGUAAGAGUACAGUGUUCUGUUAAAACACUGUGUGGUAAGACAGGAAUGGCUUCUCUUAUUUACCCAGUGGUUCCAGCAGCAGGCCACUGUGACAUCUGUAGACUCAGUACACCAGACAGGUCCCUUAUAGUAUGCGGAGGCCUUUCACAGGUUUACACUUAGUGUACCCCUUUCCAAAUCCUGCCAAGAGCUGGUAGUACUGUCACUGCAUCCUCUGUGCCUGGUAUCUGUCACUGUUUCAACUGUCUGAACCUUCAGAUAAUGCCUGUAAACAAUCGCUUCUCUCAUGCCCCCUCUUCUGUUCUCUACUGUCAGUUGUGUAGAAGUGCCAAUUCCUUGCAAAUCACUUUUCAAGAAUGGCUUGCUGGUGGACCAAAUAACUUCCUGUUCACACCACUCCUUGGUGCUAAACUGGUUUUGUUGGUGAGAGUACUGGACUAAAUUAGGAGAUAGAUAAAUGUGUAAACAGUUAACAUUUUUAAUGUAUUUUUAAUUUUUCCCUGAAUGUUUUUGUGCGUUUUUCAUCAGUUUAUUUCACUAUAUAGGCUUAGCAGAUUUGGAGAUUAACUGAAUAAAGAAUAUCACUUAUUUAUUAGUUAUUGUUUCAGCAUCUAAGACACAGUGAACUUUCCUGCACGUCUGUGCAACUAUUAAUCCUCCUGGAGCGCAGAGCUGAGCAAAGGUGCAUGAACAACGAAACCUUUUUAUUUCUAUUUAAACUAAACACCGAAGCAAGAAGGAACAGCUUUAAAGUUCAAUUGCUGUUUAUUUGCGCGUGAUUAAUUAGAACAACAGGGCCCCCGGGUAUUAACACAGCCACCCUCCCUGUUUGUCCCAGCAGGUGUGUCUGAUAAUCAUUAUGUUCUAUUAUAUUAUCAGAUGUUAUGAGGUGCUGCAGCAUUACCUGAAGGUUUUGGACCGGACUCGAGUCUUUGUUCCCAGAUUCACUCAGACAGCACUCUUUGUGCCCAGCCAGUGGCGGUAACGAGAGUGAGUCACAGGGUGAACGCCCGGUGCCGCUCCCUUCACUCAGGCCAACAUUCUUCUCACACCCCUCACGUUGUCAGGAGGACUGUUUGGUUCUUGUUUUCCUGCUGUCCCCGUUCUGAAACCCCAAAAAAAUGAUUGGGUGUCUGGCAGGCCUCAGAGUGUUAGGGUUUGCCUUUUAGCAGAAAAUGAGCUGCUGCUUGGUGAAAAGUGGGUCAAAUUCUGACGUUUUCCUCCUGUACUCCAGUGUGUUUGUUUUGUUUGCAUACAUGUGAGACCCAGGUGUGUUGUAGCUAAGGUGUGUUUGGAGGAGGGAGUAUGAAGUGACGGUUCACGUUGGGCUCUGUUGACGUCUCACCACAUGGUGGCAAGACGUUAAAGGCUCAACCUGUUUGUCUGCUUUAGCUGGAGUAUUCACCUGCCUGGCAGGUGCUCCUCUCCUCAGUGACAAGCAGCUGAGCUGUCAGCACCUACUGAACUAACCUUCAACGAGACAGCGGAAACAGCCAGAUGGACCCUCAGGUUUAGUCUGAGAUCUGCAAACAAACAUCAAAAAACAUGCCAACCCAUCGAAGGGGGCGAAGCCUCUCUGAGGCCUUGACUCUGGACGAAUCGGAGGAGGGGGCGCUGGUCAUUUCCAGCAUCACCAACAGCUCCCAUAACUUGAAGGAAGGGGAUGAAAUUUUGGGAGCGACAAUAAAUUUUGAUCAGCUGUCAAAAGAGGAGGUGAAAAAUGUGCUGAAACUAAUGGAACCAUUUGAUGACAAAGUCCAAGUCCUUACCCGAAAUGGCUUGAGCAAGAGCCUGGACAAUUUGGACCAGAGUGGCAGAAACCCAGAAUCAAUGCUGAAGGACUCUUACAGUAAACUCUACAAUGCCAAAAUAAAGAGGUUUCUGAAGGAUGACUCAUCUGCUGCUAACAAAUCAACAGUUUCCACCUCAUCCAAGGUCCACCUGAAACAUGACAUGGGGCUGCCUCGCCUUGGAGUUGACUUUGGACUUCUACAAUCCAAAUCGCUGAGUGCUGGUGCUGAUGGUUCAAAGUCAGAUACCAGAGAUGUGGCAGAUGGCAGCAAUCUGAACCUCCCCUCGUUUGGCGUUGAUGCUAGAAAUCCACAGUUUCAUCUCGGAGACUAUCAUCGCUCUCAGACACUAUCAGAUGAUUUAAAUGCCAUGACCGCACCGGGUAAGCGCCUGGAAAUUGCAGACAGAACAUCAGAGGACUCAAAAAUGCCAAAUCUUGAAGGAAAAAUUGGAUUAGCCUCAAAAGGUUCUAAUGUAACCCUCCCGGGUGCUUUUAUUAACCCUGAUAAGGACGUUAUGACACCAGAUGAUAUUUCAGCAGUUCCCAUAGGCAAACUCAGUGUGAAGCAUUCCAAAAGACUCAAAACCCCUGAUUUAGAUUUGGAUUCUCCCUCCAGUUUAAUGGAAUCACCUAAACUUAGGCUGCCUGGGGCUCAAAUGGACCCAGGAAAUGUAGAUGUGGAUGCUCUAACUGGAUCAGUCACAUUCCCUAAAAUUGGGUUAUCUGGUGAAAGUCAAGAUGCUGAUGAAAAGCUUGACUUUACUCUUAAAAACCCAAAGAUACAAAGUGGCAUAGCUGCAAAUGAUGCUAAUCUAUCAUUAAAAGGGGAAAAAAUGGACACUGCUUCUCCUUUGGCUGGUAUUAAAGGUCCAUCUGGAAAGUACAAGGCUCCUAAGUUUACCAUGCCCAAAUUUGAUAUGCCUGCUGUUCAAGUCCCAGGUUUAAAUGGACAUGUGGAGCUCCAAGAUGCUGACGUCUCUGUACCAAAAGUCAAAAUGCCUGGAGUUAAGCAACCUGACAUAGAUGCAUCUGCUCCAAAAUUUAAAGGCGGCAUGGACUUUAAGGGAGACUUUAAUACCCCUGAUGUUGACUAUAAUACCCCAAGCUUUGAUAUGAGCACUCCAGAUGUUAACAUCAGUUCACCAAAACAAAACUUGCCAAAAUUCAAAAUGCCUAAAUUGAAUCGUCCAGGCUUCAGAGGACCAGAGAUUGAUGCCACUUGGGAUAAACCAGACAUGGACAUUAACGCACCCAGUCUCCGUGCCCCAAAAACUGAUCUAGAUUUGAAAAUGCCAGAUCUCUCUGGGAAAUUUAAAAAGCCAAACCUAAACCUGCCUGACUUGGAUCUUUCACGUCCAAAGAUAGAUAGUCCUGACUUGAACCUAGGAUCACCUGAUCUAGAUGUUUCUGGGCCGAAUUUGAGAGGUGGAGGAAUAAAUAUGCCUGACAUCAAUAUGCCCAAAGCCGACCUUAAAGCCCCCAAACUAGACCUCAGUGGCCCAAAGGUCAACUUAGACAUGCCUUCUGGAAAACUGAAAAUGCCAGAAAUUCAAGGUCCAGACUGGGAUGUUAAUGCUCCUUCAGGAAAACUCAAGAUGCCAAAAAUGAAUCUCUCAGGUACAUUGCCAAAAGGACCAAAUUUAGACUUAAAUGCAGAUCUCAAGUCACCAGAUUUCAGUCUCAAAGCUCCAAAGAUCAAGGGUGGGAUGAAUGCUCCCGAUCUAGACUUGCCAGAUAUGAAACUUAAAGAUCCUAAGUUAGAUGUUGGCAUUCCAGAUGUUAACAUUGGAUCACCAAAAGGAAAGUUUAAAAUGCCUAAAAUGAAAAUGCCCAAAUUUCACUUUCCAGGUAUUAAAGGACCUGAACUCGAUGGCAACCUAAAUGCUCCAGAUAUGGACAUAAAUGCACCUGAUGUAAAUGUCAAAGCGCCUAAAGCUGAUCUAGACUUGAAAAUGCCAGAUCUUUCUGGGAAAUUUAAAAAGCCAAACCUAAACCUGCCUGACUUGAAUCUUUCAGGCCCAAAGAUAGAUAGUCCUGACUUGAACCUAGGAUCACCUGAUCUAGAUGUUUCUGGACCAGAUCUGAGUGGUGGAAUAAAUAUGCCUGACAUCAAUAUGCCCAAAGCUGACCUUAAAGCCCCCAAACUAGACCUCAGUGGCCCAAAAGUCAACUUAGACAUGCCCUCUGGAAAACUGAAAAUGCCUGAAAUUCAAGGUCCAGACUGGGAUGUUAAUGCUCCUUCAGGUAAACUCAAGAUGCCAAAAAUGAAUCUCGCAGGUACAUUGCCAAAAGGACCAAAUUUAGACUUAAAUGGAGAUCUCAAGUCACCAGAUUUCAGUCUCAAAGCUCCAAAGAUCAAGGGUGGAAUGAAUGCUCCCGAUCUAGACUUGCCAGAUAUGAAACUUAAAGAUCCUAAGUUAGAUGUUGGCAUUCCAGAUGUUAACAUUGGAUCACCAAAAGGAAAGUUUAAAAUGCCUAAAAUGAAAAUGCCCAAAUUUCACUUUCCAGGUUUUAAAGGACCUGAACUCGAUGGCAACCUAAAUGCUCCAGAUAUGGACAUAAAUGCACCUGAUGUAAAUGCCAAAGCGCCUAAAGCUGAUCUAGACUUGAAAAUGCCAGAUCUUUCUGGGAAAUUUAAAAAGCCAAACCUAAACCUUCCUGACUUGAAUCUUUCAGGUCCAAAGAUAGAUAGUCCUGACUUGAACCUAGGAUCACCUGAUUUAGAUGUUUCUGGACCGAAUUUAAGAGGUGGAGGAAUAAAUAUGCCUGACAUCAAUAUGCCCAAAGCUGACCUUAAAGCCCCCAAACUAGACCUCAGUGGCCCAAAAGUCAACUUAGACAUGCCCUCUGGAAAACUGAAAAUGCCUGAAAUUCAAGGUCCAGACUGGGAUGUUAAUGCUCCUUCAGGAAAACUCAAGAUGCCAAAAAUGAAUCUCUCAGGUACAUUGCCAAAAGGACCAAAUUUAGACUUAAAUGCAGAUCUCAAGUCACCAGAUUUCAGUCUCAAAGCUCCAAAGAUCAAGGGUGGGAUGAAUGCUCCCGAUCUAGACUUGCCAGAUAUGAAGCUUAAAGAUCCUAAGUUAGAUGUUGGCAUUCCAGAUGUUAACAUUGGAUCACCAAAAGGAAAGUUUAAAAUGCCUAAAAUGAAAAUGCCCAAAUUUCACUUUCCAGGUUUUAAAGGACCUGAACUCGAUGGCAACCUAAAUGCUCCAGAUAUGGACAUAAAUGCACCUGAUGUAAAUGCCAAAGCGCCUAAAGCUGAUCUAGACUUGAAAAUGCCAGAUCUUUCUGGGAAAUUUAAAAAGCCAAACCUAAACCUGCCUGACUUGGAUUUUUCAGGUCCAAAGAUAGAUAGUCCUGACUUGAACCUAGGAUCACCUGAUCUAGAUGUUUCUGGACCGAAUUUAAGAGGUGGAGGAAUAAAUAUGCCUGACAUCAAUAUGCCCAAAGCCGACCUUAAAGCCCCCAAACUAGACCUCAGUGGCCCAAAGGUCAACUUAGACAUGCCCUCUGGAAAACUGAAAAUGCCUGAAAUUCAAGGUCCAGACUGGGAUGUUAAUGCUCCUUCAGGAAAACUCAAGAUGCCAACAAUGAAUAUUGAAUCACCAGAUUUGAGUCUCAAAGCUCCAAAGAUCAAGGGUGGGAGGAAUGGCUUUGAAGUUCCUGAUGUAGGUUUUGGAAGCCCAUCAGCAAAACCUAAAAGGCCAAAUCUGAAAAUGCCUGAUGUUGGAUUUUCAGCACCAAAGAUAGAUGGCACUGAUCUUGAUGGUGUAAAGAUAAAAGGCCAACUUGAUUCUCCCAACCUGAGUUUACCAAACAAAAACUUCAAAAGCUCAAAAUCUGGCCUUGAUAUUCCAGAUGUUGAUUUUGGCAGUUCACAGUUUAAAAUGCCAAACUCGAAAAUGCCUGAUGUGGAAUUUUCUCGUCCAAAGCUAGACAGCCCAAAGUUCAAUGCUAAGUUACCAAAGGGACAAAAUCUAACACUAAAUUCAGACUUAAAUUCUCCAAAACUGAAUGUUGACGGUCCAGACAUGAGAGGUGGACUCAGCUCCCUUAAGCUUGGUGCACCAAACGUCAACCUCCAGUCUCCUAAGUUUGACAUGGACACUCCAGAUGGCAAUAUUGGUUUACCCGGUGUCAAUUUAAAAAAAUCCCAAAUAAAGAUGCCAAAAGGCCUCAAUGCUAACAUAACAAGUGAGCUACAACAACCUGAGCUGAACAUGCCAAAUGUAUAUGGUAAUGUUCCAAAAACAUCAAGACCAAAGCUGAAAGGUCCUGAUUUAAGUUUGCCAGCUUUAGAUCUAGCUGAUGUUAGGGUAAAUGGUCCAAAGCUCAGUUCAAAACAUCCAAAUCCGAGAGUAAAUGGUAUCAUUGGACAACCUGGAAUGGGCUUCUCUGCACCUAGAAUGAAAGGAAAUUUAAGUGGCACAAGCAUGGGUAUGAAUACUUCUUUGAUAGACAUACGUAGUCCUCAUCUAAGAUCUCCAGACCUUAACAUUGAUAAUGCUUCCCUAAAUUUCAAGGGAGCCUCCUAUAGGAAUCGCAGAUCAGAUAUGGCAAGUAUGAGUUUAAAAAGACCUGAUUUGGACAUAGAUCAAGACAUCCGACUAAGACAUCCAAAAAGAAAUUCAGCUAGAACCACAGUAAGAGGCAGCUACCCUUCAAUGGAUGAUGCCUUCCACCAAUACAUUGAUUACAAUCGCUCAGAUCUCAACAUUGACGACUUCACAGGGAAAGACCAUGUGCUUAGAGCCAGGGGUUCACAACUGGACCUAAGUGCACCAUCUUACUAUCAACAACGGAUCCCUUCUUCAGGGGUUCAUGUUGACCCCAGGAACAGCAAAUGCGUGCCAGUUGGCAGCAGGGAUGGCAAUGUGCACAGUACAUCUCAAACUAAACAACCUGACAGUGCAGGAGGAUACUAUGUCACCGUUUUCCCCAGACUGCCACAACCUCAAAACCUACCUAACCGUAAAUAUAACUAUACAGGUAGGCUUUUCUUUCCUGAUGGAAAACUGGACCUUGACGUUCCAGAUGAUAACUAUCUCAAGGGCUCAACAUUUUUCUCCAACCUUCUAUAGUCAUCGGAGCUACUUUUGUAUGUCUCAUGUUUUGUCUUUAUUUAUUAUCGCCAUUGUUUUUAAUGUAUGUUUUUUAUGUUUUAUGAUUGAUAUGGAAGUUGUUACUGUCUGCCCCUGUAUUCUUGUGUUUAAAUGUUUACAGUGCAGUUAGCCUAAAGUACACUGUAAUGGCUCUUCCUUGGCACUUGUUUUAUACUGUCAAUGAAAAUUAUUUGUACAUUUUGUAGAUUUUUAUACCAUGUUGGACAAUACUUGCUCAAAAUAUUUUAUGUUGUUUUUAAGCUUUUUUUUAAGUCUUUUCGUCCUUAAUUUUGUGGUUUUGAUGUAGAAACUCCAGCAAUAAAGUGUGCAAUGUAUCAA
Molecule: messenger RNA, 7259 nt
Organism: Fundulus heteroclitus (mummichog)
Lineage: Eukaryota; Metazoa; Chordata; Actinopteri; Cyprinodontiformes; Fundulidae
Product: neuroblast differentiation-associated protein AHNAK
Exons: 6
Coding region: 1572-6899 (1775 amino acids)
Biological process (GO): regulation of RNA splicing
Cellular component (GO): cytoplasm; nucleus
Source: RefSeq, a predicted model, not a curated record